Colletotrichum godetiae is the source of this 684-nucleotide messenger RNA. Its product is annotated as S-adenosyl-L-methionine-dependent methyltransferase. The coding region runs from base 1 to 684 and encodes 227 amino acids. Gene Ontology annotation, molecular function: O-methyltransferase activity. The transcript is spliced from 2 exons. The record is from RefSeq and is a predicted model, not a curated record. Lineage: Eukaryota; Fungi; Ascomycota; Sordariomycetes; Glomerellales; Glomerellaceae.
AUGGCUCAUCUUCAAGAUCUAGACAGGCACUUGUCCUCACUGCAAGCAACUUCUGCUACACUAGCUGUUCUGAAAGACCUUCACACUCAAGCUCUCACUGAGCCUCCUUACGUCAGCACUGACAGUCAACCUGCUUCAGUUGCCUUGGAAAGAUUUGUGGCCCUGGAGCCAGAUAAAUGCGCUCUGGUCUACCUUCUCCUACGUGCCACUGGGGCGAGACACGUCGUCGAAGCCGGAACCUCCUUUGGCAUCAGCACAAUCUGGCUUGCCCUCGCUGUGGGACAAAAUGCAAUGGCACAAGGUGUCGGGGGCAAAGUGAUCGCUACGGAGAACGAGUCAUCCAAAGCCAAGAAAGCCCGGGAGAACUGGAGAAGGGCGGGAUCUGAGGUCGAAUCCUGGAUUGAAUUAAGAGAAGGUGACCUGCGAGAGACACUAAAGACUGACUUGCCAGAGGAAAUUGACUUUUUGCUACUUGACAUUUGGUCACAGCUUGCGAUGCCUACACUCGCUCUUGUGAAGCCGCAUCUGAAAUCUGGCGCCUUGAUCGUCAUUGACAACAUAAUUUCUGGUCAAGCAGGCUACAAAGAUCUGAUUGAGCAUCUCGACGAUCCUAAGAAUGGUUUCAAGACAACUACGGCUCCGUAUAACGGAGGCUUGCGUGUAGCUGUAUAUCUGGGUAAUUGA